Messenger RNA from Akanthomyces muscarius, 1392 nucleotides. RefSeq lists its product as uncharacterized. The transcript has 2 exons. Lineage: Eukaryota; Fungi; Ascomycota; Sordariomycetes; Hypocreales; Cordycipitaceae. Gene Ontology annotation, molecular function: L-2-aminoadipate:2-oxoglutarate transaminase activity; pyridoxal phosphate binding. Bases 1 to 1392 code for a protein of 463 amino acids. Gene Ontology annotation, biological process: biosynthetic process. The record is from RefSeq and is a predicted model, not a curated record.
AUGCAAAAGACGCAAAUCAACUUUCUCCGCGGCUGGCCGGCCCCCGAGCUGCUGCCCGCCGCGCAGCUCGCGGCCGCCUGCCAGCGUGUGCUGCGCGCGGACGAGCCCGCGCUGUACACGCCGGUGCUCGAGUACGGCGCCGACGAGGGCUACGCGCCGCUGCGGCGCGGGCUGGCCGGCUGGCUCGCCCGGCACUACCGCCUGGCGCCGGACCCGAGCCGCCUGUGCAUCACCGGCGGCGCCAGCCAGAACCUCGCGUGCAUCCUGCAGAGCUUCAGCGACGCCGUGGCCACGCGCGCCGUCUGGGCCGUCGCGCCCGUCUACCACCUCGCCGUGCCCAUCUUUCGCGACGCCGGCUUCGGUGCGGGGCGCGUGCGGGCGACGCCCGAGGAUGACGACGGCGUCGACGUCGACGCGCUGGAGAGCAAGAUUCAGGCGCUGGAGCGGGAGGAAAAGGGGAAAGAUUUCGGCAAGCCCACCAAGCUGUCUCACCCAAAGCGCAAGUUUUACCGCCACUUGAUCUACGUCGUGCCGACAUGCGCCAACCCUUCUGGUAAAUCCAUGCCCUUCGCUCGUCGUGAGGCGUUGGUCAAGCUGGCGCGCAAGUACGACGCCCUCAUCAUCUGCGACGAUGUCUACGACUUCCUGCAGUGGCCGCUGCACGGCCCCGUCACCGUCGAGCGCCCGCCCGAGAUGAGCCUCCCGCGCCUGUGCGACAUUGACCUCGCCAUGCCGCGCGCAGAUGACGACCCUCGCGGCUUCGGCCACACGGUGAGCAACGGCUCCUUUAGCAAAAUCUCCGGCCCCGGCGUCCGCACCGGCUGGGCCGAGGCGUCGCCCGCCUUCGUGGCCGGCCUCGCCAGCACGGGAUCGACACGGUCCGGCGGCGCGCCGAGCCAGCUCUGCGCCGCCAUGCUCGCCGACAUGGUGGACAGCGGCGAGCUCGAGCGCAACAUCGACCAGGUCCUGCGCCCUGCGCUGCAGCGCCGCCAUCGCCUGCUGCUGGACGCGGUGCACAAGCGCCUGGCGCCCCACGGCAUCACGGCCCGCGAGUCCAGCCUGACGGGUGGCGCGUCCUUUGGCGGCUACUUUCUGUGGCUGGAGCUGCGGACGGGCUUCUCUGCGGAUCUGGUGGCGCAUGUGGCCAGCGAAGAGGAGAACGUCAUCAUUGGCUACGGCAACAUGUUUGCUGUGCAGGAGGAGGGGGAGGAGGCCAAGGCGGUCUUUGACGAUCACUUCCGGCUGUGCUUCUCGUGGCUGCCGGAGGAGGAAUUGGAAGAGGGCAUUCAGAGGCUGGAAAAGGUCUUGGUUCGAAUGGAGCAGAACAAGGAGCAGUACAAAGCUCUGGAGAAAUCCGUGGUAGGUAAAAAGGACAUGAAGCAGCACGUAUAG